UAUCAAAACGCGAUAAAAGAAACUUACGCGUUCUUUUCCUAAGUAACGCCGAAUGGAGAAAGUUUAAAUGAAAUCAUGAAAACAUUUAUUGUUCUAUUUAUUGCCCUUUUUGUUGUUUCGGAGGGAGAAAAUGUUUUUGAAAAACUAGCGAUGGUAAAUGAGCAGUGGUUAUUACGCUUCACAUCUUUUCCAGAAGCAGCUUUUCUUCUCAAGAGCCAUCCUAUGGACACUGUACCUACAGGGAACGCUCCUAGAGGAGUAAGGAGUUGCGGAGAUGAUUUAAUUGAAAUAGUGGAGAAUAUCGAGUCUAACUGGGCUUUGCAAAUGCUUGAUUCUGAUGGAAAACUUGAAAGUGGUUUGCUCAGAGGUGGUGUUAUAUGGCCUGGACAUUUUGGAGAAUGCGUGGAUGUUUAUGCACCAGAAGACAGUACAGGUCGCCAUGGAGGUUUCAAUGGCCAGUAUUGCGUCACAUCGUGGACCAUGAACGUAUCUAAAAAAUAUUCCAAUUUACCUCUCAGUGUUGGUAUGUGCUUUCCCGAUAGUUGCUCGGCAGAAUACUUACUAAACUUUGGUGAAGAUUUUCUGGAUCUCCUAGAACGUCUUCCGGUUCUCAAAGAUCACAAAUCCGUCCUCACGUUGAAAAGUGUCACCUGUAAGUUGAAAGAACAGAAAUUGGAUACAUCAAGCUUAGUCUAUUUGUGUUUUAUAUUCUACUUCCUGUGCAUGUCCUUGGUGGGAACUUUUUUGCACAGCCGAAAAAAUUCUGUAACAAUGUUCCCUCUCGAAUCAUCAGCUGGGAUGGAAAAAGAAUCCUCUGCAAUUGAUACAUCUGCAAAACGUUUCUCGAUUCCAAGAACUCUGUGUGAAACUGAUACCACUGAUAAAGAAAUGUUGACUCCCAAUAUACAGCAAGAUACAUUAAUUUCUCCAACUCAACAUGCAUCCACAAAAUUUUGGCAAUGUUUCUCGAUGAUAGAAAACGGAAGAAAGAUUUUGAAGACAAAAUCUAGCGGUGAUCAACUCCUUAGCAUUCACGGCAUUCGAUUCCUCAGCUUAACGUGGGUUAUACUUGGUCACACAUACAUCACUCCUGUUUCCAUCAUAGGGAACAGAUUGGAUGUUUUGAAACUAAUGGACUCUUUUCUUUAUCAAAUAUUGUUGCAAACACCUUUCUCAGUCGAUGCUUUCUUUCUUCUCAGUGGAUUUCUUUUAACCUACCUGUUCUUAAAAGAAGCCGAUAAAAGGAAUGGAAAAAUAAAUUGGAUAUAUUUUUACGUUCAUAGGAUAUGGAGAUUGACGCCAGCGUACAUGGUAGUUGUGUUCUUCUAUUUGAUUGUCUUCAAAUACUUGGGAUCAGGACCUUUUUGGGACGACAACCACUGCGACGCUUCUCGUGGAUCAUGGUGGAAAUAUUUACUCUACAUCAACAAUUUCAUACCAAUCAAUGAUAUGUGUGUAGGAUGGUCUUGGUAUCUGGCGAAUGACAUGCAGUUUUAUUUGACAAGUCCAUUCUUCUUGUAUCCUUUGUGGAGAUGGCCAGUGAUUGGAUUCAGCUUACUUAUAUCGCUACUGAUCGGAACAUGGACUACUACUGCCAUUAUAAGUUAUCAAAAUGACAUUGUACCAAUGUUUGUUGGUGUAACACACACAAGUGAUUUCGCAGCCUACACUAAAAAAAUGUGGGAAUCGUUUGACUUAAUAUAUGACAAGCCAUAUUGCAGGAUUGCACCCUACGUCAUUGGAGUUAUGCUUGGAUUUGUUCUCUACAAAUUGAACAAAAGGAAGAGAUUUAUGAAUUGGUGGCAACAAGCUAUAGGUUGGAUAGUUGCAGCAUCUUGUGGAUUGAGUGUCAUGUUUGGUCUGUAUCACGCUGACAUGAGCCGGACAGCUGCCUUUUUCUACAAUUCCCUGAGCCGGACUGCCUUUUCCAUUGCAUUGGCCUGGAUAAUAUUUGUGUGUGAAACAGGACACGGAGGUGCGAUGAAUAAACUGCUAUCGUGGAAGUUUUGGAUGCCACUGAGUCGUCUCACCUAUUCCGCAUACCUUAUUCAUCCCAUAUUUAUUCACGCUUACUACAAUUCAUUUCAGACUGCAUAUUUCUUUACAGACUUCAUUGCUGUCACCACCUUUUUAGGUUUUCUUGUUAUGUCUUACUCGACAGCAUUCAUUUUCUCAACUGUGUUUGAAUCUCCUUUGAUGAACUUGGAAAAACUGAUUCUGAAAAGACAAUAACCCUUCUUUUAUUGCAAUAAAGUAUAAAAAUUAUUUUCUUCCUG
Molecule: messenger RNA, 2276 nt
Organism: Parasteatoda tepidariorum (common house spider)
Lineage: Eukaryota; Metazoa; Arthropoda; Arachnida; Araneae; Theridiidae
Product: nose resistant to fluoxetine protein 6
Molecular function (GO): acyltransferase activity, transferring groups other than amino-acyl groups
Source: RefSeq, a predicted model, not a curated record